Cynocephalus volans (Philippine flying lemur) is the source of this 1741-nucleotide messenger RNA. RefSeq names its product sirtuin 3 (gene SIRT3). Lineage: Eukaryota; Metazoa; Chordata; Mammalia; Dermoptera; Cynocephalidae. The coding region runs from base 1 to 1188 and encodes 395 amino acids. Gene Ontology annotation, molecular function: NAD+ binding; histone deacetylase activity, NAD-dependent. The record is from RefSeq and is a predicted model, not a curated record. The transcript has 7 exons. Gene Ontology annotation, cellular component: nucleus.
AUGGCGCUGUGGGGCCGGCACGCGGGGGUCGCCCUCUGGCUGUGGGGCCCGGGAGGUGGGCGCGGCGGGGCCCGGGGCGGUUGGCACCCCUGCGGCUGUCGGCCGGCGUUUACCGGGACGGAGGGCGUCAGUGCGGGCGCGGUCGGCCUGGGACUGGCCCGCACUGAGAACCGGACCGCGGCCUGUCAGACGCCCCUUUCCGCUGACGCGGUCGCGACGGCGCUGCGGACGCGGCCCAGGGCGUCGGUUCCCCGCCUCUUCCUUCGCAGUAUCGCAGGUGGAAGAAGGCCCAUAUCUUUUUCUGUGGGUGCUUUAAGCAUCUUUGGAAGCAGAGGCAACAGUGAGAAGGGGAAUCUUUCCCUACAGGACAUAGCUGACCUGAUUCGGGCCAGAGCCUGCCAGAGGGUGGUGGUCAUGGUGGGUGCUGGCAUCAGCACGCCCAGUGGCAUUCCAGACUUCAGAUCUCCAGGGAGUGGCCUCUACAGCAACCUCCAGAAGUACAACAUCCCAUACCCUGAGGCCAUUUUUGAACUCGCAUUUUUCUUUCACAACCCCAAGCCCUUUUUCACUUUGGCCAAGGAGCUGUACCCUGGGAACUACAGGCCCAAUGUCACUCACUACUUCCUCCGACUGCUCCAUGACAAGGGACUGCUUCUGCGUCUCUACACACAGAAUAUUGAUGGGCUUGAGAGAGUGUCUGGCAUCCCUGCCUCAAAGCUGGUUGAAGCUCACGGGACCUUUGCCUCUGCCACUUGCACAGUCUGUCGAACACCUUUUCCAGGAGAGGCCUUUUGGGCUGACGUGAUGGCGGACAGGGUUCCCCAGUGCUCGGUCUGCACCGGCAUCGUGAAGCCCGACAUCGUGUUCUAUGGGGAGCCGCUGCCCGAGAGGUUCUUGCUGCACGUGGUUGACUUCCCCAUGGCAGAUCUGCUGCUCAUCCUUGGCACCUCCCUGGAGGUGGAGCCUUUUGCCAGCUUGUCCGAGGCUGUGCGGAGCUCAGUGCCUCGGCUGCUCAUCAAUCGGGACUUGGUGGGGCCCUUGGCUUGGCGUCCUCGCAGUAGGGAUGUGGCCCAGCUGGGGGAUGUGGUUCAUGGCGUGGAAAGGCUGGUGGAGCUUCUGGGCUGGACAGAAGAGAUGCAGGACUUGGUCCAGCGGGAAACUGGAAAGCUCAAUGGACGGGACAGAUAAGAGAGUGAUGGUCACCCCACGUACAGGAAAUGCUUACAUAGGAGAGAUCCAUAUCCCAUUUCUGAUGAGACUUUGUGCCUGAAGACAGCUUGGGCAGGUUUCCAAAUUUUGGCAGAAUCAGGACAUGCAACCUGAGGAACGGAGAGUGGAGGUCUGAGUCUGCUGCUGUAACGUCUUCCUGGGCUAUGAGCUCCGUGCCGACUGGUAGUGUGCUUACACUCAGGGCCACCCCAGUCAUGGAUACAAAGGAUUCUGCUGAAGCUCUUAAUGCAAAAAGCUUUCUUCUGAUGGUGAUCCCCUCAAACUGAAACAGACGGCCUGGAGUCCCAGACUGGAUCUACCUUUACUGUGCCCAAGUCACUGAGGGGCAUCUCUGUUGGUAAGAAGACCCAGGCUUGAGCUGAGCAGCCUCCCUCACGUCCCAAAAUGUCAUCCUGGGGCCCUAGGGAUGCAGCAGGAUCUUCUAGCAUGUUGUUCUCUUUAGUAGGGUUAUUUUCAUUAGAGAAAGUCUGUCCUUCAUUUCCAGCAUAAAAUAAAUUUUAGUUUUCUCAAA